This is a messenger RNA of Engraulis encrasicolus (European anchovy), 5897 nucleotides long. It is a transcript of the gene phc2a, whose product is annotated as polyhomeotic homolog 2a (Drosophila). The record is from RefSeq and is a predicted model, not a curated record. Bases 171 to 3422 code for a protein of 1083 amino acids. Gene Ontology annotation, biological process: negative regulation of DNA-templated transcription. The transcript has 14 exons. NCBI's taxonomy places the organism in Eukaryota, Metazoa, Chordata, Actinopteri, Clupeiformes, Engraulidae. Gene Ontology annotation, cellular component: PRC1 complex; nucleus. Gene Ontology annotation, molecular function: chromatin binding; histone binding; zinc ion binding.
GCACAGCACAGCAGCCACGAGAAACUAACACACGUCAAGAAGGGCACUCAACUAGUGGAAGUACUGUACUGCAACGGAAGUGUGUGUGUGGUGAGGUCCUGUAGAGGACUUGUUCUCCACAGCAGCGGUGGAUCUGCAGCUCCAGGCGGCGUGUGGAGGAGGUGGGUGCCAUGGAGAAGGAGGAGCAGGCGCCCCCUGGUGGAGGAAGCAGUGCCAGCACCCCAAACAAUCACACCAACAACACCCCAUCCAACGCCCCUUCCAAUACCCCCAUCAGUGCCCCCACCAAUGCCCCCACCAGUGCCCCAUCCAAUACCCCCAUCAACACCUCCGCCAAUGCCCCAACCAGUGCCCCCACCAAUGCCAACGUUGCCAAGGCCUCCACUAACCCCUCGAUUAGCAACCUCAAUAGUCCCCUGAGCAACUCCACAAACAACACCAACGCCACUCACCCUGCCAUCAGUACCCACACCAACCCCACCAACAACACUGCUAAUGGUGCUGCCAAUGCCCUUGCCAACAUUCCUGCCAGUACCCCGAACGCUCCAGCCAACCCCACCACCACUACAAGUACAAGCACUGUGCAGAAUCGGUCGGCUAUGCCCCAGAUCUCUGUCUAUGGAGGGAUCCCCGAUCGCCAGAUACAGGUGAUCCAGCAGGCGUUGAAUAGGCAGCCCAGUACGGCAGCCCAGUACCUGCAGCAGAUGUACGCAGCCCAACAGCAACACCUCAUGCUGCAGACAGCAGCCCUGCAACAGAUUAACUUGGCGGCGUCUCCGGCGGCGGCGGCCCAGCUGAUCAGCAGAGCCCAGAGCGUCAGCACGGCGGCGCCAGCCAGCAUUACCCAGCAGGCCGUGCUUCUCGGCAACACCACCGCCUCCACCCUCACCGCCAGCCAGGCCCAGAUGUACCUGCGCGCACAGAUGGCCCAGCAGACUAACCUUGUGCAGGUGGCCAGAAGUCUGGGCCGUGCUGUGCCCCUGUCCCCUCAGCUUAUCCUGACCCCCACGGCCACCGUCACCGCACUGCAGGCCACUCCAGAGGGGAACACACACACCACCAACCAGCAACCCGCCAAUACACAGGUCACCAACCUGACUCUGUGUACUCAACAACAACAACAACAAAAACAGGCCGUAGAGACCUCCAUGGUGGCCCCCUCCAUAGCUUCCUCCCAGGUCGCAGUGCAAGUGCAGGCCCAAGCCCAGGCCCAAGCCCAGGUCCUGGGCCUGAAGCAGGCAGCCUCGGUGGCCCCUCUCCUCGCCCUGGGGCCCGGGCAGGCUGGAGCCCAGCUCAAGGGCCCCUGCCAGGCCGUCACACUGAAGUCUGGUGGGGGUGGGGGCCCUGCCGAGGGCUCUGCCUGUGUGCUCGCGGAGGGAGCAGGGGCCAAGGCAGAAGGGGGCGCUAGCGAGCUAACGGCGGCGUGUAUGGUGGCCAUCAGUAGGAACGUCACAGCCGUCACGGGACACCCCCUCUUCAGCACAGCAUACACACAGAUCCAAACCCACCAGUUGCUCAACCAGCAGCAGCAGCAGUUUGUGGUGCAACAGCAGCAGCAGCAGCAGCAGCAGCAGCAACAGCAGCAACAGCAGCAGCAGCAACAGCAGCAACAGCCUAUCCAGCCUGCUCCAGCUCAGCCAGUCCAGGCAGCCCAGCAGCAGGCUCAGCCACCCCCACACCACCCCCACCAUCACCACCAGCACCAGCUGCAAGCCCAGCUGCCCCAGAGGACCCAGACACAGACCCAGACCCAGCUCUUCCAGGCUACCGCCAUCCAGCCCAGCCUGCUGCCUGCCGUGGCACACGCGGUACCGGUACCGGCCUUGGCCAUCCAGCCUGUUACAUCCACCCAGCAGCUGCAGCAGCAGCAGCUCCAUCAGAACCACAACACAGCCCAGCCCCAGACUCACAGCGCGGCCCAGGCCCAUGCCCAGCCCCAGACUCACAGCCAGGCCCAGGCCCAUGCCCAUGGCCAGUACUCCGUGACGCUGCUGCCUAAACCAGUCCAGCCCCCCACCCAGCAGACUGCCAUAUUCCACUCCACCACCACCACCACCACCACCACCCCUGUGGCUGCUGCUGCUACUAUUGCUAAUGCUGCUGCUGCUGCUGCUUCUGCCAGCCCACCACAGGUGUUCCCCCAGCAGGGACACCCCCUGGUGUUCAGCAGCCCCUCUCCCCAGGCCAGAGGGAGGCCUUUCCAGUUGGCAGCUGCCAAUCCACAGCUCCAGCCACCACUGCUGCCGCUGCCGACUGCUGCUACUGAGGGGCAGGAGAAGUCUGCCCUGCCCACUGUAGGAGUGACGUGUCCUGUAGCCAAUCACCAUCUUGCAGUUUCUCUCCCUCCUCUGUUGGAGCCCAAUGCGUAUCCAAGUCAGUUAAGCCGAAUAGAAGGCGCGGGUGUCGCAGAGGGGAGAGUGAAUGCGAGACCAGGUGUGGGUUCACCUCCAGCCAUGACCUCGGGCAGUGGGAACAAUGCGCCCACUGUGACCGGUAGCACUCCUCAAAAUGGCGAGAGCAAACCACCCCAGGCCGUUGUGAAGCCCCAGAUCCUAACGCACGUCAUCGAGGGAUUCGUGAUCCAGGAGGGAGCCGAACCUUUCCCAGUGGAUAGACCGUCAAUGUUGAUCGAGAACUUGCAACAACUGAAGCAGCAGCAACAGGCACAGUCUGACUUGGAGCAAGCAACGCACGAAACCUCUGUAAAUAUCGAAGAUUCAGCAAUGGAGGAUCUUUCGCAACAAGCUCUACCAAAUGUCAAUGAGCCAACCCUGGCCUGCGAGCUGUGUGGCAAAGUGGACUAUGCCUAUAACUUCAAGAGGUCCAAGAGGUUUUGCUCCACCGUUUGUGCAAAGAGGUACAACGUGGGCUGUACGAAGAGAAUGGGUCUUUUCCCUAAUAAGCACUCCGUGCUGAAAAAGCUAAAGACUAAGAAACAGCCGACCAACAACAACUCCACACAGCAGCAUACGGGUGGCGGUGGCAGCGUCCGCUCGUCCCCUCAUCCGCACAUGGGCCGCGGCAGCCAGGGCGAGUCCAGCCAGUGCUCGGACAUGUCCAGCUACGAGGAGCCCCCCUCUCCCCUCUCCGCCGCCAGCUCUGGAGCUCAGCGGGCCCCCGGGGGAGCCAACGACCGCGGCUCAGAACACAGCCACCACGAGCGGGACCACGAUGGCGAGCUCCCGCCACUCGGCCAGUCCUUCCUUCCCAGUGACCCCACCAGGUGGAACGUGGAGGAUGUCUACGAGUUCAUCUGCUCCUUGCCAGGUUGCCAGGAGAUCGCGGAUGAGUUUCGUUCUCAGGAGAUCGACGGCCAGGCGCUGCUGCUCCUGAAAGAGGACCACCUCAUGUCCACCAUGAACAUCAAGCUGGGGCCCGCACUCAAGAUCUUCGCCCGCAUCAGCAUGCUCAAGGACUCGUAGCCUUAUCGUGGCGCUCUCUUUAUCUCCUCUCCCUUCACGUGGAAGACCUUGUGUGAUGGACAGACACUUUCUGAAAGACUUAAAGCCUCUCUUCUGGCUCUGUCUCUGCCUCGUUCUCUCUUUCUGUGGACCUCACAUGACGCAUGCAGACAUGGCUCAAGGACUCCUUUCCUCUCCUCCUAUCUCUCUCCUCUCUUUUACUAGCUUUGAUUCUUUGGAAGACCUCACAUGAUGACGCACAGACACAAGAACACGCACACAAACACACACCCACUCACACUAAAGGGCUCCUCUUUUGCUGAUAUUAUGGAAGACCUCACAUGACCCACGCACACUUCUAUCUACCUAUCUAUCUCUCUCUCCACUUCUCUAUCUCUCCUUUCUGUGGAACACGAAAACACACGUGAGCUGAAGAACACCUAGUUUCCCCCCCUGUCGCUCAUACUUUUACCAUAGAAGACCUCAUAUGACACUGCACUACUCACACGCGUAAACAAACAAAAAAAACUGGAAGAGUCCAAAGCCUGUGCACUUGUAUGCCUGUUGAAACCUCUCUCCAAAGGUGCUUUUGUGUGGGCGAAGAGUGACAUGGAGCCAACACAAGAACACACACACUCUCUCACAGCCCUCUGCUGAACUAUUGCCCUGGGGUGCAUUUCUCGCAACCACAGUUGCUAACUGCGUUAGCUACUUUGUUGUUUGCAAUGCAAUUUCGCAUUGGCAACUACCCUAGUUGCUAAUUAGCUAACAAUUACGCUUUCGAGAAACGCACCCCUGAAGGGAUUUGGCCUUUAAAAAAAAAUAAUAAUCAAAAACCGAACUCAAGUGGGUGGGUGAACAUGUGGGUGGGUGGAUGGAUGGAUGGACACAUGGGUAACAAGUCAAGAACUGCUUGAAGGACUUUUUGAGCACAUGUGGUUUUACCUCCCUUUGGACUUUAGGAUAUUGGUUUGGGCACAAGGGUACAACCAAGCCAUUUUAAAACACUUGGGGGGCAUUCUCAUCUGAAAUGUGAAUGGUGUCAUUUUUGUUCCAACUGGAACUGUGAGCGUUAACAAGGCAGCAAACAGAUGCCCCCCCUCCACCAGUAUAGUAUGCCGGUUGUGCUGUUCAAGUGGUCUCUUGCUUUGCAAUCGACUCCAAGUGUCCCUUUUGAACACACCAAUAAUGUUUGAAAUUGUAUUUGUUUAAAGGGAAGGACCCCUUUUAAAUAGCAAGAAUGGACUUUGAUCACUUAUUCCAUUUUCAAUGCUUGUCAAAGAUGUAAAAGAAAAAGAAAAGAUUGGCAUUGUUCUAGGUAAUGUGACAGGUUUUACUUGUAAAUGGAUGUGACCAGGUAUUUUUUAAAACGAAAACUACUCUACUGCAAUGUGCCUAAUAUUUAUCAAAAUGCAUCCCAAAGAUUUCCUUGAAGCGACCUUCUGCCAUUUUUGGGAAAAUGUUCAUUUUACACCUGCCCUUGAAUCAAAUAAUUAACCUUUUCCUGUUCUUCAAUCCAUUGUGAGUCUGCCAGCACAACUUGUACCUCCAAGCUAGCGUGCUAACUGUUGCCAUCUGCUUAAAUGAUGUAGAUUAAGAAGCAAUUUCAUCAGACUCGAAUAAAAGCGGAAAGAACAAAAGAGAGGUAAAACAUAAUACAUUAAUUUAAGUCUAUGGGAGGUGGCAAAUGAACUCAUUUCCAGACAUGGUGUGACGUCACUUGCUCUCUUGCUCUCGUUCACCAGCCAAUUCCAUAGACUCCAUAUUGGUUUAUGGGUCAAGUCAAUCUGCAGGGAUAACUAAAGGUAUAUAGGUAACACUUAACUUGACGCUGGUGUCAUAUGCAUGUCAUUACAGUGUCAUGACACGCUCAUAGUUAAGUCAUAAACAUUAUGUCCAUGUCAAACAUUUGAUGACUGUUUGCCUUAAGUGACAACCUUAGGGUUGUUUUUGCCAUAACCGAAUGUCACCUAAGACCAACAGUCCUAAUGUUUGACAUGGACAUAAUGUUAAUGACCGUCAUGACACUGUAAUGACAAGCAUAUGACACCAGCAUCCAGUAAAGUGUUACCGGUAUCUAUUACAAAGGCAUUUCACCUCUUCAUCACAGUUGCUCAAUGUGGAAGACUGGACUUGUGACCAGUAAAUGUAUAGUUAAUAGUGAUGCUAGUUGUUCUUUGUGGCCGGGAUACACCGUGAUGACUCCUACAAAGCUGGAAUGGAUUAUCAGGUUAGUUAAAAAAAGAUCAGUUUCAUCAGUAUUUGUUUCAUUCUUUUACCUCUGUUUUUUCAGUAGUUCUCAGCUGAUGUGUUACAGUAUGUUGCCAUUGAUAGUUCAGAUGUAUGUGAUGUUCGGCGUGUUGGAAAAAGACUGAUUCACACACAUCAGAUGUAGUUGUCCUCCAGCACUACCAUGUGUAAUCAUGCACAUUUCUGUGACAAGUCUCAUUUUGUAUAUGAGGAAUAAACCGUUUCCAUAAGAAAACCACCCCACUG